This is a messenger RNA of Maniola jurtina (meadow brown), 1206 nucleotides long. RefSeq names its product zinc finger protein 214-like. The record is from RefSeq and is a predicted model, not a curated record. Gene Ontology annotation, biological process: central nervous system development; regulation of transcription by RNA polymerase II. Gene Ontology annotation, molecular function: zinc ion binding; DNA-binding transcription factor activity, RNA polymerase II-specific; RNA polymerase II cis-regulatory region sequence-specific DNA binding. NCBI's taxonomy places the organism in Eukaryota, Metazoa, Arthropoda, Insecta, Lepidoptera, Nymphalidae. The transcript has 4 exons. Gene Ontology annotation, cellular component: nucleus. Bases 196 to 933 code for a protein of 245 amino acids.
UUCGGUGGUUGUUUUUAUAUAUCAUGUUACAUGUUAUACCUAUUUUAUUUUUAUUUAAUUACAUAGGUAUUUACAUUUUUUCUGUGAUAGAAUAAAUCAUGGAAAAUCAGUGAUUUUUGUACUUUGGAUUACUAUUUAAAUUAUUUAAAAUAGUCUGAUAUCAUCAAAGCGGUUAGAACUUCUUUACAUUCAGGAAUGGAGCAGAAAAAGGGAAGUAUCAUGUUCUACGAAAUAUGUAGAUUGUGCCUGGAUGAGCAUGGGUUCUGUGAUAUAUUUGAGAAGGACGGUUUAUCAGCAGAUAUUCACAGAUGUACAGGAGUCAAGGUUUCACCUAUAGACAACUUGCCACAAAGGAUAUGUAAGAACUGUCUAGAUAUUGUAACCAAGGCGUCAGAACUCCGCGUAAAAGCCAAGAAAAACGAAUGCCAUCUCAAGUCACUCUUCGGUGAUGAUGAAAAUGAAAAAAUAAAGGAAUCCACAAUAAGUGAGGGAAUUCUACCUGAUAGCUCUGAACAAUCAGUGAGUGAACAAAGAAAUGAUCAUGACGAUAACAACACUGAAUAUGAAAUGUGUGAGACUUUUUAUAUCAUUGAAGAUCUAUCUCAACCAGACAGCUUACAGGAAACAGCAAGUCAAAAGAAAAUAAAGGAUGAUUUUAGCAAUCCUGAAAAUAAAUGUGAUAUAUGUUCAAAAAAGUUCGCAACAUACAAGAAGCUAUAUCUACACAACCGACUCCACAACAAGAACUACGCGUGUCCUAUAGAUGUGUGUGGAAAAAAGUUCGCCACUAAAAGCGACGUGGAGAAACACAUACGAACACACACGGGAGAGAAACCGUACGCUUGCGACCUGUGUGACAAGAGCUUUACACAAGGUGGUACACUCAAAACACACAAGGAAAAAGUGCAUACUGGUGAACGAGAAGCAUGUUAGAGGGUUUUAACUUCCAUGCUGUCUAGUCAUGUGCCCAUUCAUCGAGUUUCGAUGUGUAGUUUGUGCCAAAAACAUUUCUAUCAAAUAGUAUAUAUUUUUUCACCUCACUAGUUACGCGGCGCUUAGCUAAAAGGGCGCCUUUGCUGUCUAAAACCAGGGAGCAAAAGUCGUUUUUGCUCACUCAGUGAGAAAAAGCGUUGUCUCAAGUUGUCUCAAAAAUGAACUUUACUAUGUUGUUGUACAAAUAACUAAUUCUAUUAUUUUAUUGAUAUU